AUGAAUCAUCGGAACGUGCGCUCGGUGAUUUUGCCGGGGUUUAUGGUGCUGUUCCUUGGGCUGGCGCUGUCGCCCUGUCCAGCUUCGGGUGAUGAUUUCCCGUCGUUACUGUCCACCAAUGUUUCGAUAGCGAUUAUCCUAGACCGCGAGUACCUUGGAGAGCAGUACGAGAAAACGCUGGACGAGACGAAGAACAUCGUGGAGAAGUUGAUACGGGAGCAUUUGAAAAAUGGUGGCAUGAUCGUGAAAUACUACUCCUGGACCAGCAUCAAUCUGAAACGAGAUUUUUCGGCCGUCAUCUCGGUGACGGGGUGUAAAAACACCUGGGACAUUUACCAGGAGGCCGUGCGGGAGCGGCUGGUGAUGCUGAGCAUCACCGAUCCCGACUGUCCCCGGCUGCCGGUCGGUAACGCUAUAAUGAUUCCGCGCAGCGAUGGUACGGCCAGCGCCUUCGAGGAAGUCUCCCAAAUCAUACUCGACAUGAAGAGUUCCCGCGCCAUCGACUGGCGCACAGCGACACUGCUCUACGAUCAAGCGUUCGAUGUCGAAAUAAGCCGAUGCAUACUUUCCUUGUUGGAGGACCGCGAGGGCAUGAAGCCGUUAUCGCUGACGGAGUUUAAAAUACACGCUCCAACGCACAGCUGGGAGAAGCGUAAGGAAAUCCGGCGUACGCUGCUCGGCAUCCCUACCGCCUACACAGGCAAAAACUUUAUCGCCAUUGUAAACGUAGCUACCCUAACGCUGUUGAUGGAAAUCUCCAAGGACCUCAAGCUGGUCAAUCCGUCGUCACAGUGGCUGUAUCUGCUCCCACACACGGACACGUACAGCGAGAACUUCCUCUCGUCCGCCACCAUUAUCAACGAGGGCGACAACGUGGCCUUCGUGUACAAUAUAGGAAAUAAGGGUCGAAACUGUACCGUGAACAUACUCUGCUACAUGGAGUCCUACCUGCUGCAUUUCGUCCGCAGUUUAUCGAAGCUGAUUCGCGAGGAGCAGGUUGUGUUCGGGCAAAUAUCGGACGAAGAGUGGGAGAUCAUACGGCCUAGCAAGCUGGAGCGAAAGCACAAAUUCUUACACAUGAUAAAGAACGCCAUUACUGCCAAGGAUGACUGUAACAAGUGCUCCCAGUGGAAGGUACAAUCUGCAGAAACCUGGGGCUACGUUUACCGUACCGACUUCACUGCCGAUCCGAAUGAUCUACAAGAGCGGAAGAAGUUCACCAUUUUGGACAUCGGUUACUGGACGCCCCAGGACGGGUUCUCGUUGACCGAUGCACUGUUUCCGCAUACUCGGUUCGGGUUUCGUGGUACUCAGCUUAUCUUCUACAGCUACCAUAACCCACCGUGGCAGUUUGUGACGUACAACGAAUCGGGCAGUCCUGUGAUAUCCAGCGGGGUCGUCUACGACAUCCUGACCGAGCUGUCGCGUAAGCUGAACUUUACCUACACGAUGAUCAUCUCGCAGCCGACGGAACUGAACAACGGGUCACUGUUGGAAGGCAACACUACGGCUUUCUACGACAUCAAAGGCAUAUCAUCAGACAUCCCACAAGACAUUUUCAAUUCUAUUAUCAAUAACAAGAUACUGCUAGCUGCCAUCGGGUCAACGGUUAAUGAGAAGCAGAAAAAGUUUAUCAGCUAUACAUAUCCUAUCAGUAUACAGACGUACAGCUUCAUCAUCUCGCGACCACGCGAGCUGAGCCGGGUGCUGCUAUUUCUCUCGCCAUUUGGUUCGGAUACAUGGCUGUGUUUGGCGGCGGCUGUUGCGCUAAUGGGCCCCGUACUCUGGGUCAUCAACAAGCUGAGCCCGUACUACGAGGUACACAGCAAGCCGACCAACAUAGGUCUCGGCAAGGUGAACAAUUGCUUUUGGUACAUCUAUGGAGCACUGCUGCAGCAAGGUGGUCUCUAUCUUCCGUAUGCUGACAGUGGUCGGAUAAUCAUCGGCACUUGGUGGCUCGUCGUCCUGGUUAUAGUCACCACCUACUGUGGGAACCUGGUGGCAUUUCUGACCUUCCCGAAGAUCGACAUCCCCGUCAACAGGAUCAUGCAGCUGCUGCGGAACGAUCGCGGGAUAACCUGGAGCAUCCGUCGCGGUACCUUUCUGGAGGAGGUUCUAAUGGAUUCCACCGAGCCGAAGUAUGUGCAGCUGUACAAGGGCAGCCAGAUGAUCAACGAGCUAACGGAGGACCUGGUGGACCGCAUCGAAGCAGGCCAGCACGUGCACAUCGACUGGCGGAACAACCUGCGCUACCUGAUGAAGCGUCAGUUUCUCCAGACCGACCGGUGCGACUUUGCGCUCAGCACGGACGAGUUUCUCGACGAGCAGAUUGCGCUGGUCAUGCCCAAGGAUAGCCCGUACCUGGAGCUGGUGAACGACGAGAUCAAGCGCAUGCACCAGUUUGGCUUCAUCCAGCGCUGGGUGGCACAGUAUCUGCCGUCGAAGGACAAGUGCAGCGGAGCGGGUCGUGUGAUGGACGUCCAGAACCACACGGUCAACAGCUCCGACAUGGCGGGCUCGUACUGGAUCCUCCUGCUGGGGUUCUCGUGCGGGCUGUUCAUCUUCGUCGGUGAGUUCGCCUACAGCCGGUACCGUAAGUAUAAGCAAUCCAAGCAGGCCGCCGUCGCCUACAGCGAGUAAGAAAGAUGGACAAUGGAUGCAACAAAACCUACCUGGGCGAUGAUUAGCUGCAAAUA
Molecule: messenger RNA, 2696 nt
Organism: Anopheles coustani
Lineage: Eukaryota; Metazoa; Arthropoda; Insecta; Diptera; Culicidae
Gene: Ir93a
Product: ionotropic receptor 93a
Exons: 18
Coding region: 1-2640 (879 amino acids)
Biological process (GO): monoatomic ion transport
Cellular component (GO): membrane
Molecular function (GO): ligand-gated monoatomic ion channel activity; signaling receptor activity
Source: RefSeq, a predicted model, not a curated record